GAACGCAGGGCGGCGCUGUGAGACCGCCACACAUGCUCAGUGCGAAACGCCAACAGUAAUGGCGCAGUGACGCUCUCUGGUGCUGUGGGUUUAAAAGAAAUAAUCCUUCAGCAAUCCAGCUUCUCCCGAGCCAUCCGUGACCGAGCAAUACGUAGAUCAACUUCUAAGUUAUUCAAGAAGGUUAACUAAGGAGUACAGUCAUGUUUGAAAUCGACGAAGAGUACACGUACCAGGAGGAGGAUGAGACAGACGAGAUCACGCCUGACCUGUGGCAGGAGGCGUGCUGGAUCGUCAUCAGCUCAUACUUCGAUGAGAAGGGUCUGGUGCGCCAGCAGCUGGACUCCUUCGAUGAGUUCAUCCAGAUGUCCGUGCAGCGGAUCGUGGAGGAUUCGCCACAGAUCGACCUGCAGGCCGAGGCACAACAUCUCACCAUGGAGGCCGAAGUACCGCCUCGCUACCUGCUGAACUUCGAACAGAUCUACCUGUCCAAACCCACUCACUGGGAGAAGGACGGUGCACCCAGCCCCAUGAUGCCCAACGAAGCUCGACUCCGAAACCUGACGUAUUCUGCACCCCUGUAUGUGGACAUCACCAAAACUAUCGUCAAAGAUGGCGAAGAGCGAAUAGAGACGCAACACCAGAAAACUUUCAUUGGGAAGAUUCCCAUCAUGCUUCGCUCCACGUACUGUCUUCUGAGCGGCCUGACAGACAGAGACUUGACGGAGUUAAACGAAUGUCCGUUAGACCCCGGAGGGUACUUCAUCAUCAACGGUUCUGAGAAGGUUCUGAUCGCUCAAGAAAAGAUGGCGACAAACUCAGUGUACGUGUUCGCGAAAAAGGACUCGAAGUACGCCUUUACAGGGGAGAUCAGAUCGUGUUUGGAGCACUCGUCAAGACCGACAAGCACACUGUGGGUUCACAUGCUGGCCAGAGGAGGAACGGGUCAGAGAAAGAGUGCCAUUGGUCAGCGUAUCGUGGCGGUUCUGCCGUACAUCCGUCAGGAGAUUCCCAUCAUCAUCGUUUUCCGCGCCUUGGGCUUCGUGUCCGACAGAGACAUUCUGGAACACAUCAUCUAUGACUUUGAUGACCCAGAAAUGAUGGAAAUGUUAAAACCCUCCCUGGAUGAAGCCUUUGUCAUCCAAGAGCAGAAUGUGGCCCUGAACUUCAUCGGUGCGAGAGGUGCCAAGCCCGGUGUGACCAAGGACAAAAGAAUCAAGUACGCCCGAGAGAUCCUGCAGAAAGAGAUGUUGCCUCAUGUGGGCAUCAGCGACUACUGUGAGACUAAGAAGGCUUAUUUCUUAGGGUACAUUGUACACAGACUGCUGCUGGCAGCGUUGGGUCGGAGAGAGCUGGACGACCGUGAUCACUAUGGCAACAAGCGUCUGGACCUGGCCGGGCCGCUGCUGGCUUACCUGUUCCGCGGCCUGUUCAAGAACCUGACCAAGGAGGUCCGCAUAUACGCACAGAAGUUCAUCGACAGGGGGAAGGACUUCAACCUGGAGCUUGCUAUCAAGACACGAAUCAUCACAGAUGGGUUGAAGUAUUCCCUGGCCACAGGAAACUGGGGUGAUCAGAAGAAGGCUCACCAGGCCAGGGCUGGGGUGUCACAGGUGUUGAACAGACUGACGUUUGCCUCCACCCUGUCCCAUCUGCGCCGUCUGAACUCUCCCAUUGGUCGAGACGGCAAGCUGGCCAAACCCCGACAGCUGCACAACUCCCUCUGGGGCAUGAUCUGUCCAGCAGAGACCCCUGAGGGCCAGGCUGUAGGUCUGGUGAAGAACCUUGCCCUGAUGGCGUACAUCUCGGUGGGUUCUCAGCCCUCUCCCAUCCUGGAGUUCCUGGAGGAGUGGAGUAUGGAGAACCUGGAGGAGGUGGCUCCCUCCGCCAUCGCUAACGCCACCAAGAUCUUUGUGAACGGCUGCUGGGUGGGCGUGCACCGCGACCCUGAACAGCUCAUGAACACGCUCAAGAAACUCAGACGACAGAUGGACAUCAUCGUGUCUGAGGUUUCCAUGGUGAGAGACAUCCGGGAGCGGGAGAUCCGGAUCUUCACGGAUGCAGGGCGAAUCUGCCGACCGCUGCUGAUCGUGGAGAAACAGAAGCUCCUGCUGAAGAAACACCAUGUGGACAUGCUGAAGGAGAGGGAGUACAACAACUACAGUUGGCAGGACCUGGUAGCGGGGGGCGUGGUGGAGUACAUCGACACCCUGGAGGAGGAGACGGUGAUGUUAGCCAUGACCCCGGAUGACCUGCAGGACAAGGGCGUGGCGUACUGCUCCACCUACACCCACUGUGAGAUCCACCCCUCCAUGAUCCUGGGGGUGUGUGCCUCCAUUAUCCCCUUCCCUGAUCACAACCAGUCUCCCCGUAACACAUACCAGUCUGCUAUGGGUAAGCAGGCCAUGGGAGUCUACAUCACCAACUUCCAUGUGCGUAUGGACACCCUGGCCCACGUGCUGUACUACCCACAGAAACCCCUCGUCACCACGCGAUCCAUGGAGUACCUCCGCUUCCGAGAACUCCCCGCCGGAAUCAACGCCAUCGUCGCCAUCGCGUCGUACACGGGGUACAACCAGGAGGACUCCGUCAUCAUGAACGCGUCCGCCAUCGACCGCGGGCUGUUCCGCAGCGUGUUCUACCGAUCGUACAAGGAGUCGGAGUCCAAGAAAGGUCUGGACCAAGAGGAGAUCUUUGAGAAGCCGACGAGGGAUGAAGUCACGGGCAUGAGGAAUGCCAUCUAUGACAAGCUGGAUGAUGAUGGGAUCAUCGCACCUGGGGUGAGGGUGUCAGGAGAGGACGUCAUCAUCGGGAAGACAGUCACCCUGCCCGAGAACGAAGAUGAGCUUGAGAGUACGACCAAGCGGUUCACCAAGCGAGACUCCAGCACCUUCCUGCGCAGCAGUGAGACAGGCAUUGUGGACCAGGUUAUGGUGUCCAUUAACCAGGAGGGUUACAAGUUCUGCAAGGUCAGAGUUCGCUCUGUCCGCAUCCCGCAGAUCGGUGACAAGUUCGCCAGUCGGCACGGUCAGAAGGGAACGUGUGGAAUCACGUACAGGCAGGAGGACAUGCCAUUCACAGCAGAAGGCAUCAGUCCUGACAUCAUCAUCAACCCCCACGCCGUGCCGUCACGUAUGACCAUCGGCCAUCUGAUCGAGUGUCUGCAGGGGAAGGUGUCGGCCAACAAGGGCGAGAUCGGCGACGCCACGCCCUUCAACGACGCUGUCAACGUGCAGAAGAUCUCCAACCUCCUCCACGAGUACGGCUACCAUCUGAGAGGAAACGAGGUGGUGUACAAUGGGUUCACGGGGAGGAAGCUCGCCACACAGCUGUUCAUUGGCCCCACCUACUACCAGCGCCUCAAGCAUAUGGUGGACGACAAGAUCCACUCUCGUGCCCGGGGUCCUGUGCAGAACCUGAACAGACAGCCCAUGGAGGGCAGAUCAAGGGACGGAGGUCUCCGUUUCGGUGAGAUGGAACGUGACUGUCAGAUCGCCCACGGUGCGGCACAGUUCCUGCGGGAGCGGCUGUUCGAGGUGUCGGACCCGUACCAGGUGCACGUGUGUAACCUGUGCGGCCUGAUCGCCAUCGCCAACCUGAGGAACCAAACCUUCGAAUGCAGGGGCUGCAAGAACAAAACUCAGGUUUCAAAGAUCAGGAUCCCGUACGCCUGCAAACUGCUGUUCCAGGAGUUGAUGGCCAUGAGUAUUGCACCACGUAUGAUGACACAGUGAGGGACUAUCAAUCACUUCCUGCAAGUGUCUGAAAGGCCUGGAUAUUUUGCCAAAACUGAAAAUGUCCAUAAAAAUUGUAUUUUUUUUUUUUUGUCAUGGUUUCCCAGAUGAAUACAUCAAUGUAAAGCUACUUGACCAGACAGCAGUGGUUUUCUUGAAUCAUGAGUAAUGGAAGAAAAAAAAAUUGAAAUGUGUCCAAAGGUGAUUAGCAAGUGUUGAAGACCAUUUAGUUCUACUUUUUGUUAUCUGUGAGCAUCUUCAGAUCAGCAACUUGGUACUGCAUACUAAGGUCACUAUGCGCGUUUGAUAGAGGUGUAAUACUAGUAUAUGUAGCAGGAAAUAGCCAACAUUACAUUUGAGUACUUUGUAUUUUGCAUACGUACUAACAGUAUGCACAUCAAUAUCGAACACCUGCAAUUCACUAGAAACCACCAAGUCUUCAUGAGGGUUUCUCGUCAUAUACAUUUUAAUGAACAUAACUUGGUUGUUAGUGACAAGACCAUCCUGUUGUACAGCUUUUGGAAUGGUCUAGUUACUUGCUUGACUUCUAGUCAUGUUUAUGUACAUAAAAUAUGCAAGUUUUGAAAGAUAUUAAUAAAGAGAUGGAAAGAAGUUGGGAUGACUAUUAUAUUACAAUAGUAAAUGCUAUUCCUAGUUUAAAGUGCUGCAAUCUUUGCAGCGCUGAGUAUUCUCAAUGUGAUGCAAAUUAAGACAAGCGUUGGACAAGGCAGCAGGGAUGGACAGAGAUAGGUCCUUAUGUCAUGUAUACAUGGGGGGACAAAGUCCUUCAUGGUUCCUCCUUAAUGCAAGAAGUUUCCCUGGUGGUAAACUGUACAACCAGUGAUGGAUAUAAUAUGUACUCAUGCAUCCAGCUGGAUAGUUUUAAUCAACCUUCAGCUGCUUGUAGUAUUAGCCCUGUUCUAGGAUUGUCUUUGUCAAGAUGCCAUCAACAUUGCAGAAGCCCAGAAUAACCUACUUUAUAUCUUUUUUGACCACAUAUACUAGUAAUUUUCAAUAACAAGUUGUUUUUUUACAACUUAAAUUUUUAGUUGAACCCUGCACAUAGUUAACUUUGAAGUACAUUUUUAAUGUGCACAGAACUGUGAUGGGAAGAACAGACAGUUAUUAUGUUGGAACUAAAUAGUAGAUCUACUAUACAAAAAGAUUGUGGCUAACGGUAAGCUACAUGUAUAUUUGCCCUUGGUCCUCAAAUCUAAUAGGAAAAACAACAUUACACAAAAAUAAAACAUACUUGGCCAUAAAAGAAAAUUAACAAGCCAUGUCCUGAAGAAGCAUGUACCACAUUGGGAAAAACAUUAAAAUUGGCCUAUAUAAUAGAGACCCUACUAUAAUUGCACAUUUAUUUCUGAACAUACUCCCAAUGGUAUGCAACGUAUAACAGUAGAAUCUCAUCUGAUAUUGGGCUUUUACCUCUUCCCAAGAAAUACUUGUUAGUAUGUGUAUAAUGCAUCUAAUACAUCAACAAUGUAGACUAUUUAAAGCAACACUGGAAUAUUUACAGCAUUUGACCUAUAAUUAUCCUAAGUAGUUGUUCAUGUUUACCCUGGAAGAAUAUACAUCAACAGAUUGUCCCGUUUUCAUAUUUGGCAUAUUCAAUAAAAUGAUAAUUUAUUUUUUUUUAACCUAACAAAAACUGCACACCAAUAAAAUGCUAGGCGCCAAUUUCCUAUACAAUACAAUGUGUACAUCACAAUGAUGUUAGCAACACUUUCUUUUCCAACAAUGUUCCAGUUUUUU
Messenger RNA from Branchiostoma belcheri (Belcher's lancelet), 5489 nucleotides. RefSeq names its product DNA-directed RNA polymerase II subunit RPB2. Bases 201 to 3731 code for a protein of 1176 amino acids. Gene Ontology annotation, biological process: DNA-templated transcription. Gene Ontology annotation, molecular function: ribonucleoside binding; DNA-directed RNA polymerase activity; DNA binding. Lineage: Eukaryota; Metazoa; Chordata; Leptocardii; Amphioxiformes; Branchiostomatidae. Gene Ontology annotation, cellular component: RNA polymerase II, core complex. The record is from RefSeq and is a predicted model, not a curated record. The transcript has 20 exons.